UCAUAACGGCGGACUGAUAGCAUCAAAUGGGCGCUUGGCGGCCGCCAUGGUCUCGUCCGUGUUGCUAAUGGUCGGCGUGACGCUCGUGCUGCCAAACCCGCCCUGACCUCGGCUCGUCGCAUCCAGCUCAUCUACCAUCUGACACACAAGACAAUCGGGGAGAUCAAGGGUGGACGAAGACACGUCGAUGUGUCAUGUGUCAGCUAUCCACGUACCUCGAAUGUGAUACUGUCGCCCUUGAAGGACACGGCCUGCACCAGGCGGUCGCCCUUCUUGACCGUGUAGUCCUCACCGCGGAUGUUGUCC
Vitrella brassicaformis is the source of this 306-nucleotide messenger RNA. NCBI's taxonomy places the organism in Eukaryota, Vitrellaceae. The record is from the annotation of a GenBank genome assembly.